UCAGAAACUCCCCUUUUGCUUAACACGCCAUAGUAUGCGGACUGAAGGAGCAACAACAGAAGCUCCUCCCUAAGAGUACAUCUGGAACAGUGGAAAAGUGGACAGGCACAUACCAUCAACAUUGUCUGAGUCUGGGAUUAAGUCAGAACAUUUUGGUUAGUAAGAGAAGCUACUUUUCUCCUGGAGACUAAACGUACAACUCCUCCACCUAACGUUGGACUGCUGGUUUUCUGAACACACCCCAGUGGUGCAAUUCUCUGAUCAGGGAGUAAAACUUCAACCUGUCCAUCAUCACUGAUUGACACCUAAUAACUGCAGGAUGCCAUUAGGAGGGGGAAACAAGUGUGGCCGCUGUCAGAAGACGGUUUACUUUGCAGAAGAGGUCCUUUGUGAUGGGCGGAGCUUCCACAAGUCCUGCUUCCUGUGCAUGGUGUGUAGGAAGAACUUGGACAGCACAACUGUAGCUGUUCGUAUGGAUGAAAUUUACUGUAAGGCAUGCUACGGCAAGAAGCACGGGCCAAAAGGCUAUGGUUAUGGCCAGGGAGCAGGGACACUCAGCAUGGACAAGGGGGAGUCUUUGGGUAUUACACAUGACGAACCUGCACCUCAUCGUCCUACCAGCAACCCGAACCCAUCCAAGCUGGCUCAGACAUUUGGAGGGUCAGACAAGUGCCCUCGCUGUGGGAAGUCUGUCUAUGCUGCAGAGAAAGUGAUUGGAGCAGGGAGUUCAUGGCAUAAGACUGGAUGUUUCACCUGUGCAUCAUGUGGGAAGAGCCUUGAGUCAACCACACUAGCUGAUAAGGAUGGAGAAAUCUACUGCAAAGGUUGCUACGGCAAACAGUUUGGUCCCAAGGGAUUUGGGUACGGAUUGGGAGCCGGGGCGCUGUCGCAUACCAAGUAACUUGGUAGAGACCACUGAGAUUUCGAGAUUUCCGUUGACUGGUUUCCAGAAAGCUGCACUACUGUGUUUUUCCUGCAGAGGGCAGACUGUUGCCAAUAAACAUGCACCUAAAAAACUGCAUUAUAAGAUUGUACAGUGAGAAAUAUAACACCCUUUCGUCCUCUUUGGACCAAAGAUCAUAACUAUUGCUGUUACAGUAAAUCGUAAUACAUAAUCCAUACAUAAUACUUAAACUUUAGGCCCUAUUUAUGUUUUUACCACUUUAAAGAUGAAUUGCAUUGCUUUUACUGUUUUUUGUUUUCCCUCUUACGUUAUUCUCAGUAUCAUUAAACAGUAUUCUAUUUAAUAUAGUAAAUGCUGCUUUUCUUGUUAUGCUUUCCAAACGGCAUGUCAUUAAAUAAAGUUGAAAGA
Etheostoma cragini (Arkansas darter) is the source of this 1312-nucleotide messenger RNA. It is a transcript of the gene csrp1a, whose product is annotated as cysteine and glycine-rich protein 1a. Bases 320 to 901 code for a protein of 193 amino acids. Gene Ontology annotation, cellular component: Z disc; cytoplasm; nucleus. Gene Ontology annotation, molecular function: structural constituent of muscle; actinin binding. The transcript has 6 exons. Lineage: Eukaryota; Metazoa; Chordata; Actinopteri; Perciformes; Percidae. Gene Ontology annotation, biological process: muscle tissue development; sarcomere organization. The record is from RefSeq and is a predicted model, not a curated record.